Molecule: messenger RNA, 1332 nt
Organism: Monoraphidium neglectum
Lineage: Eukaryota; Viridiplantae; Chlorophyta; Chlorophyceae; Sphaeropleales; Selenastraceae
Exons: 6
Coding region: 1-1332 (443 amino acids)
Biological process (GO): regulation of DNA-templated transcription
Cellular component (GO): nucleus
Source: RefSeq, a predicted model, not a curated record
AUGGCGGAGGGCCUGACAAAGCUGGAGCUCGAGAGAGAGGCGCGCAUAGCAGCAAACAAGCAGAAGAUUGCGGAGCUCGGUAUCCAUGACUCAGUUGCCGCCGUGCAGGAGCUUGCAGAUGCCAAGCCGGCCAAGCCGAAGCGCGCGCGCGCGCCGCCGGCUGAGCCGGCGGACCCUGCUGAGGUGCGGCGCUCGCAGCGGCCCAAGGCCGAGGUCAACUACGCCAAGCUGGUCGACAGCGAGCGCGAGGACCGCGGCCCACGCGAGGCCGUGGACUACACCGAGCGCAUCAAGAUGCUGCAGCUGGACGCCGAGGCGGCCGAGAAGCUGCGCGCAGAGAUGGAGGCGCGGCGCGAAGGGCGCGGGGAGCGGAGCGGGGAGGGCAAGAAGGCGGGGCCCAAGGACUCUGGCAAGGGGGUGCGAGUGCAGGGCGGAAAAGUGUACGACUCCACCUUUGGCGUCACCUGCCACUGGUGCCGCCAGAAGACGCUGGAGGCGCACGUGACCUGCACCAACCCCAAGUGCGGCAAGGGGAAGAUGCCCUACUCCUUCUGCCACAAGUGCCUCAAGAACCGCCACGGGGAGGAUGCAGAGGAGGCAGCCGUCAGCGGGGCGUGGGUGUGCCCCCCCUGCCGCGGCUCCUGCGGGCCCGGCUGUGUCACCUGCUGCAACUGCGGCCCCUGCCGCAAGAAGGCCAGCCUGGAGCCCACGGCCCAGGUGGUGUUCAUGGCGCGCGCCGCGGGCUUCUCCAACGUCCACGAUUACGUGGUGCACCUGGUGACGGGGGAGAAGGAGGAGGACAUCGCGGCGCGCAAGGCCAAGCACGCCUGGGGCGCCUGGCUGCACGGCGGCGACGGCGGAGACGGCGGAGACGGCGGCGACGGCGGCAGCGACGCGAGCGCGCAGACCGCAGGCGCGGGGGCAGAGGGCGGCGACGAGGAGGGUGCGGCGGGGGGUGAGCAGGGGGGUGAGCAGGCCGAGGCUGAGGAGCAGCAGGAGCGGCAGAAGACCCCUAAGAAGCAGCAGGCCAAGGGGCGCGGCAAGGCCAAGGUGGGCAAAGAGAGCGUUGAGGCGGCAGGGGUGAAGAAGCCGGCGGCUGCGGGCAAGCCGCGCAAGAGCAGCGGCGGCGGCAAAAAGGCCAAAGCGGCGGCGACUCAGGGCGAGGCGGCAGAGGAGGAGGCGGGCCAGCCUAAGGCGGCGCCAGCGCCUGCGUCGUCCCCUGAGGACGCCGCCGCCCCCAAGGGCGACCAGAGCAGCAAGGCGUCGCGCAAGGCACGCAUGAUGCAGCGCAUGGGCCUCGCGCCCCGCACCUCCGAGGGCGUGGCUGCCUGA